CACACACUAACAUUUAUAAACAUUUCUGACUGUUAAACUACUUAUUACUACUUCACCGCCGAAUUUUGUCUUCGCCCCCACCCACUAUUCAUUAUGCGUAGAAUACGUCGAUCAUUUUCGAAUACAACUUCAUUGAAUCCACGAAUUCACCAUAGACAUGAACAUGAUGAGGAUGACAAUGAUGAAAGUAUGCUACCCCACCAUCAACAACAACCUCAUCAUCGAUUAGAUGAAGACAGACGUUCAACGCAUCGUUCAUCUCAUAAUCCACAUGAUUCGCAUCACCAUCAUCAACACUCAAAUGAAUCGAAUUCAUCAUCAUUAAAUAUCAGUAAUACACCAGUGAAUAAUUCAAUUUUAUCCGAUCAAUCAAAUGAAUUCUCGACACAACAGCAACAAUUGCACCACCAACAACAACACUCAGUUGGAUCAUAUACAACGGAUGAAUCUUAUAUAAAUUUAUUAAACACCCUGAAUAACUAUAAUACUGCCACUCCUACUGCGGAUGAUUCAAAUCCACCGAAAUACACGCAUGUUAUCAAAGCUAUCCGAGAAGUGAUCUCCUGUUGUGCAUGUUAUGCAAGUGACACACUGAUGAAAGAAUGUAUGAAUGGACAUUUAAUAUGUCAAAAUUGUUUUUUAACUUUACGACAAGAUGAAAGACCCCAAUGUCCAACAUGUAGAGCCAGCCUGUAUUCAGAUACACGACGUGCACUGAUAGCACAAAAAGUACUCUCUGAAUUACCUGAUACCUGUCUGGAUUGUAAAACAUCAAUGUUGCAUAAGUCUUUAAUCAAUCAUCGAUUAAAUUUAUGUCCUAAACGAAGUGUUGCUUGUGGUUUAUCCCCAUUUGGUUGUGAAUGGAUUGGUAAUGCUGAACAAUAUCAACAAAAACAUCAAAAUGAAUGUGUAACACGUAAACGUCUACUGGAACAACCUAUCGGUGAUUAUUUAGACACUUUAUUACAUCGUUUUCAAACAAGAGAACAGAUAAUGCGUGAAACAUUCCAAUGUUUUUCCACUGUAUUACAUCACCUGGAAGCACAUGAAAUACAAACGACAUCAAUUACACUGUCGAGUAUUAAUAUCACAGAAACAGAUAUAUUAUAUCGUAGUGAUUAUUUCCACUUGAAUCAAUCAAGAUGGACUAUUGAAGCAUUGAUUAAAUUUUUACCAGAACAAACUUCUACAACUGAUAUGAAUAUGAAUGCAGCCUAUAGAUCUGAUCCGUCUACCAUUCACCUUGAUUUAAAUUUACCUUCGACGAAUCAUACUAUUGAACAUCCUGAAUGUUCAAUGGACGAGGACACAGAUAUUCCACAUCAAUCCCAACAACACCAACAACAACAACAGGAACAGGAAGAAGAACAACCUCUAUUGUCAUCAUCAACAUCCUCAUCAUCCUCCAUACGUAGACGUAGAAAUCAUUCUUCAUGCCUGUUUACACGACAUCAUCCCUAUCAAAGAUCAUUUGGUCUAGCACAAAAUCAAACAUUUACACAUACAGAACAAUCUGAGACAUCCGUGAAUGAUGAGCGUAUCAUCUCUCCACGUGUAUCUCCAUAUAUAUCAAAUUCUAACUGGUAUGGUGAUAUUACUUUUAGGUUAAUUAAAGAAAAUAGUUCUGGUAUUGGACGUAAAGCAUUUUCAUUUGUAUUUCUUCAACUGAAAGUACCUGAAUCUGGUGUACAUAUCUAUGCUAGACCCCAGUUGCAUACAUAUCGAUUUAAUGUUCGUGGGGAGCAUACACCAUAUUAUAAAAUAUUACCUAUACGUUGGAGAUAUAUAAAUAAUUUACGUGAAAUGAUUAAACAUCGUUUAAUUCAAGUAGAAGUUGUUAUUGCUAGAAAAAUUUCAGAAGAUCAUACAGAUAAUUAAUUUAUUUAUUUAUUUUAAUAAGCAAAUUUAUUAACUCUUUUAUUAAUUAUAUCGCUUAUUAUUUUAUAUAUGACAAAAAAUUCAAAUUUCCCUCUCUCUCUCCCUAGUAAUCACUAUGGCCGCUUUUUAUAUGCCGCGCUUAAUUUAAACACUAAUUCAAUAUUUCAAUAUAAAUUAAAUGCAUUCAUAAUGCAAUGCUUUUAUGAAAUGCUUUUCUAGGGAAAAUAUUAAGAAAAAAAGAUAUAUGAUAAUACAGAUAUAAGUAGUAUAUUGACUUUAUCGGUAAAAGAUUUUUUUCUUUCGUCUAAAAAUUGAAAAUGGGUGAAUACUUUUUUAUGAUUUACAAAAUUUAGUCUUGAUUUGAUGAAAAAAAGAUAUUUUUAUUCUUAACAUUCCGAUUUAUUUUUGUCUUUUGAAGAUGAUAACUAUACCAACAGUACUAAUGCUAAUAAUAGGAAUAAUAUUGAAAAAAGAACGACCAUAUCAUCAUUUUAUUUUCCUUAUUCAUUAGUCUCUUG
This is a messenger RNA of Trichobilharzia regenti, 2396 nucleotides long. NCBI's taxonomy places the organism in Eukaryota, Metazoa, Platyhelminthes, Trematoda, Strigeidida, Schistosomatidae. The record is from the annotation of a GenBank genome assembly.